GGGCUGCUUUCUAGUUUGGUUUGAAUGCCGGUCCUCUAAUCAGCUGGAGAGAAGGAGUCACUUAUAUAAGCCAAGGGGAAAGAAACGCUUCUGUGAUACGGCUCACAUGAAUAGCUAGGACCGAGAGCUGGUUGACUCCUGAACUCCAGCUUCUGCAUCUUCUCACCCUGUUUCUUUAGGGCUGUGUUGACUGGGACCAGUGGCAAUUUGGGAGGCUUUCCUCUUCUUACCGGUCUUUCUUUUUCAAGGCAGUCGGUGAAGGCAAGUGGAAGGCAUGACCCUCUCCUCAGACAAAGAACUCAACGGGCUAGAUAACCCCAGCUUCGUGGGUGAAGAUGGAAGCCACUACUGCUCCUUGCCGGAUCGUGCUGCCCAAGGCCCAGAGGAAAGCAGGGGCACUGGCCAUGGCAGCAGCAAGCUUGCCUACACCGUCACAGACGUGCCCCCCUGGUACCUGUGCAUCCUGCUGGGCAUUCAGCAUUUCCUGACAGCCAUGGGAGGUCUGGUAGCCAUCCCGUUGAUCCUCUCCAAAGAGCUUUGCCUCCAGCACGACCUCCUCACCCAGAGCCACCUGAUCAGCACCAUCUUCUUUGUAUCAGGGAUCUGCACCCUGCUACAAGUCCUCUUUGGAGUCAGGUUGCCUAUUAUUCAAGGAGGCACUUUUGCUUUCCUGACCCCAACCCUGGCCAUGCUUUCUCUCCCCAAGUGGAAGUGCCCUGCCUGGACACAGAAUGCUACCCUGGUGAAUGCCUCUUCACCAGAGUUCAUAGAAGUCUGGCAGACACGCAUGCGAGAGGUGCAAGGAGCUAUCAUUGUAGCUUCCUGCUUUCAAAUCUUUGUUGGAUUUUCUGGCCUGAUCGGAUUCCUGAUGAGGUUCAUCGGCCCCCUGACGAUUGCCCCCACCAUCACCUUGGUUGCGCUACCUCUCUUUGACUCGGCGGGGGACGACGCUGGGCAGCACUGGGGCAUAGCGUUCAUGACUAUUGCUUUCAUAGUUCUCUUCUCUCAGUACCUGAAAGAUGUCCCUGUGCCUCUACCGUCUUACCAGAGAGGAAAGAAGUGCCACUUCUCCCCGGUCUACAUUUUCCAGAUCUUCCCGGUGCUGCUGGGGCUUUCCCUGAGCUGGCUGCUCUGCUACGUGCUGACGGUGACCAACGUUCUCCCUGUGGACCCCACCGCCUACGGCCACCAGGCCCGGACGGACACCCGUGGGGACGUUUUGACCCAGGCUCCCUGGUUUCGGCUGCCUUACCCAGGCCAGUGGGGAGUGCCAACCGUCAGCCUGGCUGGGAUAUUUGGCAUCUUAGCCGGGGUGAUUUCCUCCAUGCUGGAAUCCUUGGGAGAUUAUUAUGCCUGCGCCCGCCUGUCCGGAGCCCCGCCGCCACCAAAGCAUGCCAUCAGCCGUGGGAUCGGGGUGGAAGGCAUCGGCUGCCUCCUGGCCGGGGCCUGGGGGACAGGGAACGGCACCACAUCCUACAGCGAGAACGUGGGGGCCCUGGGCAUCACCAAGGUAGGGAGUCGAAUGGUGAUCGUUGCCGGUGCCUGCGCCAUGCUCCUGAGCGGCAUCUUCGGGAAGGUCGGGGCGAUGCUUGCCAGCAUACCCACCCCCGUGAUCGGGGGCAUGUUCCUGGUGAUGUUUGGAGUUAUCACGGCAGUAGGGAUCUCCAAUUUGCAGUACACAGAUAUGAACUCCUCCAGAAACAUCUUUAUCUUUGGAUUUUCUGUAUUUGCUGGCCUCACCGUUCCCAACUGGGCAAGCAAAAAUAGUACACUGCUGGAAACAGGAAUCAUCCAGCUGGACCAGGUGAUCCAGGUGCUUCUCACCACUGGCAUGUUUGUGGGCGGACUCCUGGGGUUUUUCCUUGAUAACACCAUUCCAGGAACACAGGAGGAGCGAGGGCUCCUGGCGUGGAAGAACAGCCACAAGGGAGAAGUGGACAACUCUCAGCUGGUUUCCAAGGUCUAUGAUCUUCCGUUUGGAAUAGGCACCAAAUACUGCGCUGUCUCUUGGUUUCGCUAUCUCCCCGCUUGCCCCAAAAGACUACCUGGCGGCAAGAGAAUGGAUGAACUGAAGGCUGCUGGACAGGAAAGUGGUGUUAAAGAAAGUUCAGAAAGAGACACUGAGAUAGGUGCCGAUACAAAGAUAUAAGCACCUGGCCUGCAGGUGAACUCACCUGAAAAGCAUGUCUGUAGCCCCCAUCAUUUGAAUGUGAGCUGGCAGCUGUUAGAGGCUGGAGCAGGAGAAUGAUAAGGUCUUUCUCUUCCCAGCUCUACCCCCUGCACCACUGGUGAUACUGAGGGAGUCAUUUCUCUCCCCUCUGCUCCUGCCUGACCACCUCUAGGAAGAACACAGUCCCUCUUUGGGGAACACCAACGCCCAAGAAAUGCCUGGGAGAAACGUGCAGUUUCCUUCCUUGCACUGAGCUUUGGGGACCCCAAGGAGAUGCUGUUUAGCUGAAGCAGAGCUCUUCCCGUCCCCUAUUCUGUCUGCUGAAGGGGCCACAGGAGAAGGCAUCCCCCAUGUGGGCCCUGUAUAUGGCUGCCAGGCAUCCCUUGGGCUGAGGCUAAUCCCCACCACCUUAAAGAUCUGUAAUGGCAACACUCACCUCUCAGCUUGUACUUUAUGUCUCAUCCUGACCAAGGGAAAGGAGUAGGCUUCAUGACCUCUAGGUCAUGAUUCAUCUCGUUCCAUAUUCCCAUAAUUUAAAGUCAGUCAAAUGAAUGUUGUUGUAAGAGAGGCAUCUAAGGUUAAUGGCAUGGAUUGGCUUCUGAAUGUGCCUCUCCCACCUUAGACCACAGAGGGAAUCUAGAGACCUUAUGUAGGUUCUUGGUCUAAUAGAAAAACCCAGCUUCACUGAAAUGAAUCCCAGCUGGGGUGCUGGGAGCAGUCUCAGGGGAGCCAGCUGCCCCAGGGCACCAAACCCUACAAAGAUGAAAGAAUCAUCAUCAAAAGUGAAGGAUAAAAUGCUUCUGCUCACAAUCUGAUGCAUCCCUGCUACUGCUAUGUCCUGUGUCCCCCCUCACCAUGCCUGUUUGGCCUGGUGAGGUGACAACCACUUCUGUGGAAAAUGGUUUGCAGAUUCUUGCUCUUUUCCAUUAUCAGCAGAAACAGCCUUAACCUAUAUGGCCAUAUGUAAUGUGAUUGCACGUGGUGCUGGUUGCCAGUGGUGUGUAAUAACAUUCUUGCUGUAGCAUAAACUUGUGUUUCCUGCAUUGAGAUUUAUACUUAGAUAUUUUGGGAGAAAAGUAAAUAAAAUGUACAGUGUAAUAUUUCUCAGGGUGACUGCCAUAGUGACUGGCAGGUAGUAUUCACAGAAUCAGAGUAAUUCA
Messenger RNA from Calidris pugnax (ruff), 3330 nucleotides. Its product is annotated as solute carrier family 23 member 1-like. Gene Ontology annotation, biological process: transmembrane transport. The record is from RefSeq and is a predicted model, not a curated record. NCBI's taxonomy places the organism in Eukaryota, Metazoa, Chordata, Aves, Charadriiformes, Scolopacidae. The coding region runs from base 275 to 2149 and encodes 624 amino acids. The transcript is spliced from 12 exons. Gene Ontology annotation, molecular function: transmembrane transporter activity. Gene Ontology annotation, cellular component: membrane.